Messenger RNA from Rhodotorula graminis WP1, 1275 nucleotides. Its product is annotated as glycosyltransferase family 14 protein. Gene Ontology annotation, cellular component: membrane. The record is from RefSeq and is a predicted model, not a curated record. Gene Ontology annotation, molecular function: protein xylosyltransferase activity. The coding region runs from base 1 to 1275 and encodes 424 amino acids. The transcript is spliced from 2 exons. Gene Ontology annotation, biological process: heparan sulfate proteoglycan biosynthetic process; chondroitin sulfate proteoglycan biosynthetic process. NCBI's taxonomy places the organism in Eukaryota, Fungi, Basidiomycota, Microbotryomycetes, Sporidiobolales, Sporidiobolaceae.
AUGCCGCCGCCCUCGUCCUAUCAGCCAGUCGGGGCGCACCCCUCGCCGUCCACCUUCGAGCGCACCUCGGCCGUCCUCCGCAGCCGACGAGUGCACGCCCUCGUCGCCGCCUGCUUCGUCCUCGCCCUCGUCACCUGGACGUUCCCCGCCACGGCGUAUGACGACGUUGCCGCCCACGUCGCCAAGCUGCACAGCGACGCCGCCGCACUCGCACCCUGGCUCGGCGUCGACGCGCUCGCGGGUUCGGGCGGCGAGGCGAGCGGCAGUGUCGACGCAGCGGCGACGCGGUGGCCCGAAUGCAAGCCUGCGCAGCCGAGGUCCGACGACGGCGUCGACGCGCACGAGCACCGCGUCGCGUACCUGUUCAUGGUCCACACCGAGGAGACGCUCGAGGGCGCCCGCCAACUUGUCGAGCACCUGUGGCACCCGGACGACCUCUUUGUCGUGCAUGCCGACGCCAGGAUGAACGACUCAGUCGUCGAGCGGUACCGAGCGAGCAUGGGCGUCUGCGGCAACGUCCAGCUCGUCGACGAGGAGCGCGUCGACGUCGAGUGGGGCAAAUGGAGCGAGGUGUUCGCCGAGGUCACGCUCGUGCGGCACGCACUGCGCAGCGACGUGCCUUGGACUAAGACGAUCCUCGUCGACGGCACGUCCUGGCCUCGUCUCGGCGCCGCCGACCGCCAGGCGUGGCUCUCGAGGUGGCAGGCCACCCUCGAGGCCGGCGGCGACGGUCCACCACCCGCGCCGGUCUGCAAGGCCGAGUGCUCGCGCGUCCUCGGCCGGCGCGCGUGGGACGUCACCUGCAUCGACUGCGGGCGAGGACCUGCGCGGUGCGUCGAUGCCGAGUGCACGGCGCUCGACCUGACGCCCGGCGGAGCCCAAGUGCGCAAGACCCACCAGUGGUUCCUCCUCACGCGCGACAUGGCCGAGUACGCCGUCAACGGGCCCGACUACGACGCUUGGGCCGCCUACUUCAUGCAGGUCCACGCGCCGAGCGAGCACUUUUUCGUCACGAUGCAGUACACCCAGUACCCGACGCUCGGCGACCUCCCUCCCGCCGUCUACGUCGACUGGGUCCGGCCGUGCAAGUCGCACAAGUCGACCGAUGGCUCGCACCCUUGCGAGCUCGGCAUCAAGGACCUCGAGCGCAUCCGCCACGGCGACGGCCUCUUUGCGCGCAAGAUCCGCCUGAACGAGACGGCGCUCCGGACAGCGCUCCUCGACGGGCAAGAGGCCGUCGUCAGCUUCCCGUCUCUCGAGCGAGCUUCUUCUUAG